Messenger RNA from Ficedula albicollis (Collared flycatcher), 3434 nucleotides. RefSeq names its product nuclear receptor subfamily 4 group A member 3 (gene NR4A3). Gene Ontology annotation, cellular component: transcription regulator complex; nucleus. The coding region runs from base 244 to 2073 and encodes 609 amino acids. NCBI's taxonomy places the organism in Eukaryota, Metazoa, Chordata, Aves, Passeriformes, Muscicapidae. Gene Ontology annotation, biological process: regulation of transcription by RNA polymerase II; cellular response to corticotropin-releasing hormone stimulus. The transcript is spliced from 7 exons. The record is from RefSeq and is a predicted model, not a curated record. Gene Ontology annotation, molecular function: nuclear receptor activity; nuclear glucocorticoid receptor binding; zinc ion binding.
GGCAUCCCUCGCCCGCCCGCCUGCUCAUUCCCUCCCUUUGCCCGGGGACGGGCUCCUGGCUCCUCAGGCUUUUUCAACCCUUUUCCAUGCCUCGGGAUAACGCACCCUCUGGACCUGCAGCUACCCGAAGUCUGAGGGAUUUUGUGUCUCGGAUCCUGCCGCUGGACAGCGCCUACACACGCCUUUAAGGAAGCGGGCACCUACAAACUAGAUGUAAAGACGGAACCUCCACAGCAACCGAAUAUGCCCUGUGUGCAAGCGCAGUAUAGUCCUUCACCGCCCGGUUCGAAUUAUGCAUCGCAGACCUACGCCUAUGGCUCGGAGUACAGCUCAGACAUCAUGAACCCUGACUAUGCCAAGCUGACCAUGGACCUGAGCAGUACCGAAAUCACUGCCACUGCCACCACCUCCCUUCCCAGCUUCAGCACCUUUAUGGAGGGUUACUCCGGCAGCUAUGAGCUCAAGCCUUCCUGCCUCUACCAAAUGCAAACUGCCUCCUCUGGCCAGAGGCCCCUCAUAAAGAUGGAAGACACCCGGCUGUCCCCGUACCAGCCCUCGCUGCCCCCAUCUACGGACGAGGGCAUGCCCAGCACUUCCAUGUACUUCAAGCAAUCUCCACCCUCCACGCCCACCACACCCGGCUUCCCCGCUCACCAGGGCCUGUGGGACGAGCCGCCGCUGCAGCCCACGCAGACCUGCCUGCCUCCCGGCCACCUGAUGGACGCCGCCCCCAUGAAGACCGUGCCUCCGCGCUUCCCUCUCUUCCACUUCAAGCACUCGCCUCCGCACACGCCGUCGGCGGCCGCCCACAUGUGCUACGACCCGGCCUCGCUGAGCCUGCCGCUGGGCUCCGACAGGCCCGCCGCCAGCCAGGCUCCCAUGGAGGGCCAUUCCUACGGGCUCCACCUGGCCAAGAGACCAGCCACCUUAGCCUUCUCACCGCUCGGCCUCAACGCAGCCACCUCCGGCCUGAUGGGCGAGAGCAGCGGCAGCGGCAGCAGCGGCCUGCCGUCCCCGCCCAGCAGGAGCUCCUCGUCCGGGGAAGGCACCUGCGCCGUCUGUGGAGACAAUGCCGCCUGCCAGCACUACGGCGUGCGGACGUGCGAGGGCUGCAAGGGCUUUUUCAAGAGAACAGUUCAGAAAAAUGCAAAAUAUGUUUGUCUGGCAAAUAAAAACUGCCCAGUGGACAAGAGACGUCGUAACAGAUGCCAAUACUGCCGGUUCCAGAAGUGUCUCAGUGUCGGCAUGGUGAAAGAAGUUGUCCGUACCGACAGCCUGAAAGGGAGAAGAGGUCGGCUGCCUUCCAAACCAAAGAGCCCCUUACAGCAAGAACCCUCUCAGCCCUCCCCGCCCUCUCCUCCCAUCAGCAUGAUGAAUGCCCUCGUUCGAGCUUUAACCGACUCCACGCCCAGGGAGCUGGACUAUUCAAGAUACUGUUCCACUGAUCAGGCUGCUGCAGGCACAGAUGCAGAACAUGUACAACAAUUCUAUAAUCUCCUGACUGCCUCCAUUGACAUAACCAGAGGCUGGGCAGAAAAAAUCCCAGGAUUUACUGACCUCCCAAAAGAAGAUCAGACAUUACUCAUAGAAUCAGCUUUUUUGGAGCUGUUUGUACUAAGACUCUCCAUCAGGUCUGAUACUGCUGAGGAUAAGUUUGUAUUCUGCAAUGGACUCGUGCUUCAUAGACUUCAGUGCCUUCGUGGAUUUGGGGAGUGGCUCGACUCUAUUAAAGACUUUUCCUUAAACUUAAAGAGCCUUAACCUUGAUAUCCCAGCCUUAGCAAGUCUAUCAGCUCUAACUAUGAUUACAGAACGACAUGGAUUAAAAGAACCAAAGAAAGUGGAAGAGCUAUGCAACAAGAUCACAAGCAGUUUGAAAGAUCACUUAACUUUCAGUUGCCAAAACAAAGGACAACCGCUCGAGUCUGCAGAGCCGAAGGUACUGGGUGUUCUGGCUGACUUGCGUUCUCUCUGCACACUGGGACUGCAGCGCAUCUUUUACCUGAAACUGGAAGAUUUGGUGCCAGCCCCUUCCAUCAUCGACAGGCUGUUUCUGGACACCUUACCCUUCUGAGUCAAACCACCCUCCUGAGAGGCAAACGCCCACCAGAGCAGGCAAAUGGAUCGUGACUUACAGCUAACAUUUCUGCCCUCACUUAACAGAAAAGCCACUCCGAGUCUAACAUGAGGUCUUUUCUGGCGCUUUGUCCUUACAACCUGAGGCCUGAAACUUAGUGGCUUACUGGUUUGGGGUUGUGUUCUUUGUUUUUUUUUGUGUGAUUUGGGUUUUUUAAAUGGCUAAUAUGGCACUUUUGGACAAUGCUAUCCCAGCAGCAGUAAAAGGUUAACAUGACUGUUUUAAAUCUGUUGUUUAACACCUCAUGGUCCAUGAGGAGUAAAAUUGUAGAAGCUGUGUUUGAAAGAACAGCAAUUUGUUGUUUGCCAGGGUAGUAUGUGUUUUGUGAGGAUACCUUUAGCAUACUUCCUGCAUCAAGGGCACAUACAUCAGCACAAUCUAAACAAAAAUUCACUUUUUUAGCAAAGUACAUUCAAUUAAACAUUUCAUACAAAUCAAAUAUAGCAAAAUGACAAUGGCUGUUAGCUCCCAUGUUCAAGUGCAAUUUUUUAAAGUGCUGUCUUACUAAGUCUCAUUUAUUAACUAAUUUAUUUUACUAGGAAAACAAACAGAAGAAAUCAAGGGAGAAAAUUACAUGCACUAACUUACCUGACAGAGUUUUCCAAACUUGAUUCCAUGUAGCGUGACUUAUUGACAAAUGUAUGUGGAAGACACGGGAGCAAUUGUGGCUCAGUUGUUCCUUAGCUAAGGAAACCCGAGUAAGUAGUGAUUGGAGCAUACAGGGUCAGUAUCAGGGAUAGUUCAGUUCUAGACUUCUAACACAAGCAACUUGUUAGUAAACAGACAGAAGAUGGUUUUCAAGAACAAGCAAGUCUUGUAAAAUAGUAUGAAUGUAAGUGCUAGGAAGGAUAUAGUGGGCUGCGUUUAAACAUUCCGUGUUCGUACUCCUUUUUGUAUGUUUAUACUGUUGAUGCCAUAUUAAUAUGAGAUAAUUUGUUGCAUAGUGUCUUUAUUUGUAUAAAUGUUUGUAUGCAUGGUAUAUUGUAAUGGCUUUGCCUGUAUUUAUUGCAAUGACUGCCAGCUCAUGGGAACCCUGUUACACAUGAUAACUAAAUGGGGUGUUCACACUGACUCAGAUACACCAGUUGGAAAACUAUAUACAUAUAUAUAAUGUGUAUGUAUAUAUAUGUAUAUACCUAUAUUUGUGUGCGUGUGUGUGCGCGUGUCUUUUUAUUAACCAUUUGUAUAUAAAAUAUCUGUCAAAUCACAAGCAGAGUUAUUUUACAGUUUAUUUGCAGUGACUUCUAAGGCAGUACUGUUUAGCACUUUGAUAUUAAAAUCUUGCUCAUGUUUUGCUA